GGUGGGAUGUUGGCUGGAAGUGUUACAGCCAAAUAGUUUGAGUAGACACUCUUUUGCUUCCUGCCCGCCCGCCUGCCUCGCUCGCUUUGCUCUGCGGCUGAGAGAGAGACGCUGAGAGAGAAAAUCCCUGUCUAGGCAUGGACCUCUGGCUGCGGUGCUCGGCGGCUCGCGAGGAAUGACAACAGCUCACAUGGUCAUUAACUCCUCUCGUCGGGGCUGAAGGGAGAACCGCACCGGAGCCAACGGGUGCCUCCUGUGUUUAGGACUAAGACAGAAGCUCACAGCGGCGCUCCGGGAACGUAUGAACCGAGAUCAGACAGAAAGUGCCUUUUGAGUUACCAUCCCUACUUGAAGACUUUGUCCGAAGAGCUCCGGAUAUUCCUCUGCGGUCUCUGCUGGCCAUAGCUUCAAAUCCCACCUGGUUUGUCCUCGUCUGCGCUUUUUGUGCGAAUAAACCCCGAGUUAAACCUGAAGCUGAACCUCUCCGCUGCUGGCCAGUGUGCCAAAGCUUAAAGGCGCUUCGAAGGGAAGAGCUGCACACCUUUGUGCUGUCCUAAAAUGUGCCAUUGUACCUGAAAAUAGGGCCACCUUUGCUCCCCAACACCCACCCACCCCCUUCGAAAGAGAUCAUUACUCAUAAAAAGGACAUUUUGGGGACAGUGGUGUGUCCAAUACAAGCAUGAUCCCUCUGCCUCGCCAGAGGUCUGCUCUUGAGGUUUACUGAUUGAUGAUGAUUGAUGAAUCUGUUUGACUGACAAACGUCCACAGCACAGUUGUUCAUCCCAUGCUCAGGUUUCUCCACCAGAUUUAAUGUUUUUUUUUGGGGGGGCCGCAAAGACAAAGCACCUCCACUGACCUGAGGCAGAGUAUUUUUAACUGCAUGUUCCAUCGGUUUUACUUUUGAUUUCAUGUGUUUUUAACCCGGUGCUCUUUGUGAAAGCACCUCCUCCCCGAACCGAGCGGCUCCCUCUCCUUCCUCCUGCCCCGCCGCCAUCAGACCCCUUUCGACAUGGCUCUAAACAUAGCCUCGAUACGGGACACAAAAUGGCUGACCCUGGAAGUGUGCCGGCAGUUUCAGCGAGGGACGUGUUCGCGCAGUGACGAGGAAUGCAAAUUCGCCCACCCACCCAAAAGCUGCCAGGUGGAGAACGGGAGAGUGAUCGCCUGCUUUGACUCGCUAAAGGGACGCUGCACGCGAGAGAACUGUAAAUACCUCCACCCGCCGGCUCACCUGAAGACCCAGCUGGAGAUCAAUGGCCGGAACAACCUGAUCCAGCAGAAGACGGCGGCCGCCAUGUUGGCUCAGCAGAUGCAGUUCAUGAUCCCCGGAACAACCAUGCAGCCCGUGCAGACGUUUCCGGUCAGCCAGGGCCUUGGAUCCAGUGCGGGCUUGAGCUACACGCCUUACCUGACCCCGAUGUCCCACAGCAUGGGCCUGGUCCCCACAGACAUCCUGCCCAGCACUCCCGUCAUCGUCCCCGGCAGCCCACCCAUGUCAGUGACGGCCGGUUCCUCCUCCAACCAGAAACUCCUGCGUGCCGACAAACUGGAGGUCUGCCGCGAGUUCCAGCGGGGCAACUGCGCCCGCGGCGAGACAGACUGCCGCUUUGCCCACCCGAGCGACAGCCCCAUGAUCGACACCAGCGACAACACGGUCACCGUGUGCAUGGACUACAUCAAGAGCCGCUGCUCCCGCGAGAAGUGCAAGUACUUCCAUCCCCCGGCCCACCUGCAGGCCAAGAUCAAGGCGGCCCAGCACCAGGCCAACCAGACGGCCGUGGCCGCACAAGCAGCAGCCACGGCUGCAGCCAUGACUCAGUCGACUGCCAAAGCAAUGAAGCGACCCCUCGAGGCAACUGUAGACCUGGCGUUCCCCCACGGCGUCCUCCAGCCGCUACCAAAGAGACCAGCGCUUGAGAAGAGCAACGGAGCCGGCUCUCUGUUCAACCCCAGUGUUUUGCACUACCAGCAGGCGCUGGCCAACGCACAGCUCCAGCAGCCCGCUUUCUUUCACACAGGGUCAGUGUUGUGCAUGACCCCUGCUAGCAGUCUUGUCCCAAUGAUGUACAGUGCUACGCCUGCUACUGUCUCUGCAGCAACAACUCCUGCCACAAGUGUCCCCUACGCAGCAACAGCACCAGCCAAUCAGAUCAUCCUGAAGUGAGCGUCACCAGGGAAACGGAGUGUCACGAAGCUGCACUAGGAAGCCCAAAACAGCCCCUCUGUAAAUACUACCUUGCCUCUCCCAUAGAGGUCCAGCAACCUGCAUGCUAAGAGUGUAACACUUCAAUUUAACCACCAGAACUGCAGAGCCGCUGUAACACACACACAUGCACAUAGAAAACAAAAGAUAUACACACAUAUAUGUUAUAUAUAUAUAUAUAUCUACACAUAUAUAUAAAAUACUGUAUGUAUUGCUAGAAAACAGAAUAUGAACAUGAAAAAGUCAAAUAUUCUUAUGUAUAGUACAGACACACUAUAGAUACAGUGGAAUAUCAACUCUUGGAUAUUUAUUUUAGAACUUCAGAGCAGCGUUCACCCCGACAGCCACACCUUCACGUCCCUUCGCUGUUUCAAACGAUAGCCUGCCCCAGACGCCAACAUUUUCUGCCCGGAAACAUCUCGCCACGAGAGCGUUACGCGCUCUUUCCACUUUUAUUUUCGCCAUCGCCCCGUCGCUGCAGAGUCGACCCGCUCGCCCUUUAUUUGCCGUGAGUUCAGCUUGUUCGCAUGCAGUCCAGACUGGAGAAGCUUGACAAGGCUCGGGCCUGCGCCAAGGGCUCGACAGAAGCUGGAGGGGUUAGCUUCAGUCAUACCAAGCCUUUUGUGUGUGUACGUGCGACUGUGUGCGUUGUGUGUGUCGUUGUCAGGAAACUGAUGGUCUGCCGGCAGACUGCGACUUUAAGCGAGGACUUGCAACUCCAGGUCUGGUAAAUGAGGUUUUUCUUUUUUCUUUUUCUUUUUGUUUAUUUUUUUUAGAACCGGGGGACAUGUGAGGGACUUAAGUGCUAAAUCUAAAUAUAAAAACAACAACAAAAAAAAGUUUGAAAAAAAAAAAACAAAAACAAAGAAAAUGGUGCAUUUGACGACACUCGUCAAGCAAAAAGAUGACUUGAACUUUGAACUGGAGGGCUAUCUGUGACCGUCGGUUGUCCUGUCCAACCCUACUAUCACCGAUAAUCCUGUUUCCAUUUUAGAAAACUGUAGAAGUGCCUCAAAAAAAAAAGUUUUAAAAGAAGCUCAUCGACGACACAUAAAGCAUCCAGGGUGUGGAUCACUAAGAGUCACAAAAAAAAACACCGGCUGUUAAAUCCAAGUGGACUCUUUUCGGGGAAAGACAUUACACUUCGCGUUGCCGGGAAGAGGGGGGUGGGGGGUUCAACUUCCAUGGCAACGGCUCAUCAUACAUCACAAGUGACUUUACUGCAAGGAGAGAAUUUAAAGGAUCGACAAAUCAAAACUAGCUUUGUAGAAUGUUUGGUGACGUUUCACAGUGUAUCCGUCGUUUCUUACAUCGGUUUCAGUAGUUUACACGAGGAAAGUGAGUGAGAAAACAACGUAUUGUAAACUGUGUAAUGUAUGUAAAGUGUCUGUUAUUUUGACAGUUUCUAUUCACAGUUCUAGAAAAUGUAUUCAGACUUAUUUAAAGAAGUUGUGUUGUAUCUACUAUCAAGGUGUGUUUGACCCUCCGCCUCCUAUAACAAGUGUUCGUUUUUCAAGGCCAAGACAAGAAAAAUCUCAUUUGGGUUUGCUUUUUUUUUUUUUUUUUUUUCCUUGAAGUUUUUCUCCAUUUGAUCAAAAAUUCUGAUGUAAUCUCAUGGUGCUUGAUCAACACUUGACAAUCCACAAUCGAAACGGUUUGUUUUCAUGCACAUUGGGACCUGUAUGUUCACCGUAGCAACAAUGAUGUAAUAAUGGCUAAUAACCGGAUUUAGGUCAUUUUAAAUAGAAUAUUGUUGUGAAGCUUUUGAGCCAAUAACCUAACAUGACACCUUAUGUCAUCCAGCAUAAAUCUUUAUAAGCAGCUUUUAAAGCAACUGGGAAAUAUUGGCUAUAUUUGCGAUAAUUGCAGUCCUGUUUAUGCAGGUAUUGACGCCCCAAAAAACUCCCAAUGUAGGAUUCUUGACACCUAAAAGGUUCCCUACAGAAAAAAAUAAAUAAAACGCUAUAAAAAUCAAAUAAGUGCUAAGUUUGACUCCAAUCAGACCUUCAGUGUUCAACGAUUAUUUUUACAUUUUUCUCAUUAAAUUAAAAAAAUUCAAAUUAUAUUAAUAUAAAUUGUGCAGUGCAGAGUGGAAUGAUUUGGGCAAUGUGAAGGUUUUAACUAGACUAUUUUGUGUUGCAAUAAUUUAUUUCUAUGCAAUAGCACAACAAAGUAUAAUAAAGGGGUUCCAUUUAGACCCCUCUAUCUGUUGUGCUGCCAACUAGUGGUUGAAUAUGUAAUUCCAUUUUUAAAUAACCCCUUAAAUUUUUAAAAUGUGUAUAAGGAAUUAGUUUUUUGUGUCAGAAAUGUUUAAAUAAAGUAGACUGUUAUUUAAUGAUACAGUUUACAUAAGAUGAAAUAAGGUGUUUUUAUGUGAUGGCCAACAAUCUGAACCAAUUUGGGUGGAGGAUUCUAAGAAUGUCACUUUUAACUUUUUGAGGUUUAAGGGGAAGUGAGGUGGAGGUUUUUAAACAUUCAUUCAAACUGUUUAUGUUUGGAAAAUCCCACGUCACACUGACAAAAAUAUCAGGAAUUAAAAAAUGAAAAGUGGCUAAGAGGGAACAAUUGUGUCUACAGAAAUUAAUGCUCUGCUAAUAGCGUGAGAACUAAUUAUGCUAUUAGCAAAAUGUCAUAUUAAUGGUCCACAAACUUAAUAUUAUUGGUUCCAUUCCUCUUUCAUAACAUUUAAAAUGGCCGUUAUUGGUAUUUGUUGCGCUGCUGGUCAUUAUCACCUCAUCGGUUGCUACACACCCUUUUGUGAAAGGCGGUAAAUUGUCCUGUUUUGUUGUAAUUUAUCUUGCGUCACUCUAGGUGAGAUUUUACUCAAAAAUGAUGUUGUAAACUAUCCUGUUUUGAGAUGAAUGUAAUUUAUUGAGCUGUGCAGCGUUUCUGCACGGGUCAGUUGUCUUUUUUUUUUUUUUUUUUUUUUUUUUUUUAAGGCCAACCCCUCCGUUGAGCCGGCAGAUGAGGAGUCACACUGCGGCGGGGGAGACUUGAAAAGCUCUCCCCCCUGCGAUGGAACUGGAAACAUUUCUGGAUCUUUCUCGCCCUCUCGUCGAGGUUAAAAAGAAAAGAAAAGAAAAAAGAUUUUGGAAAACGAUCACAGCGUAGUACUAGAGUUGCUUGUGUUACUGAGGGGGGGGAAGGAAAAAGUUUAUUGUAUAGAUGACGUUUUACCAACGAAAAAAGUGGAAAAAAAAAUGCAGAGAAAAUUUUGAAAAAGAUGUACUUUUCACUCUAGUAUGAUAGUAUUUCAUAACAAUAUUAAGUUGUUGCGGUGGCAACCAAAUGUUGCAGUUACUAAAGUUUGGUAUUUUUGUAAAUGACAUUGUUAAGUUGAUUUUUGUUUUGUUUUUUUGUUAUUUUUUGGGGUUUUUUUUGCUAGAACACUGUACACAAGGUAGAUUGUAAAGAAGAUAUGAACAUUUCUUAUUCAACGAGAAUAUGACAGUGACCUGAUAUUUUCACUAGCAAAUAACAGCCUCUAUACUGACUGUAACACUUCUAGAUUUAAAAUCAUCAAUGUUAUAUAGAUUACAUAUAAAUAUGAAUAUAUAUAUAUAUGUAAGAACUAAAUAUUCUAUAAAUUAAGUUCAGAUGUAAAACUCCUCCCCUGACAAAGGACCUUUAAGUUCCACACUGACGUUUUAUUUGAAGCGUAUUUAUCCGUAGAUUUUAGGAUUGCACUUUUUUUGUUUGUUUUUCACUUCCUUUAGACUUCAAAGGCAUCAGUAAUUAAUUCAACAUAUUGUUGCAUGGGAAGAUAUUUUUCUUUUACUUGCUAAACGAUAACAUACUGAAUGUUUUUAAAAAGAAACAAAAAAAACCCAUAUAUGUCUGUACGGCCUGCAGCAGCAACCUUGUGUAUGGGAUCCCUUUGAGGCGAAAGGUUUCUCGACGUGCGUUUGCUGUCGUUGAUGAGAUGGUUUUAAAAAAAAAAGAGAGAAUGGGGAAGAA
This is a messenger RNA of Xiphophorus couchianus (Monterrey platyfish), 6160 nucleotides long. RefSeq names its product muscleblind-like splicing regulator 2 (gene mbnl2). Gene Ontology annotation, cellular component: cytoplasm; nucleoplasm. NCBI's taxonomy places the organism in Eukaryota, Metazoa, Chordata, Actinopteri, Cyprinodontiformes, Poeciliidae. The coding region runs from base 1010 to 2164 and encodes 384 amino acids. The transcript has 10 exons. Gene Ontology annotation, biological process: regulation of RNA splicing. The record is from RefSeq and is a predicted model, not a curated record. Gene Ontology annotation, molecular function: metal ion binding; RNA binding.